UGAGGGAGUGUUAAUUUUAACUCCAAGGUAGUUAAAUCUACUAUCUAAAAUUUGCAGUGCAUUUUCCAUUAGGGCUUUGGUUAUAAAAAGGCAUCCUCAAAACCAACAGUUUCAACAAAAUGGAGAAUGUGUUCAUAACACUGACUGAUCGCCAAGGAACAUUAUCAUUAACUGUCUCCAAAGAAAUUGCAGAAAAAAUAAAGCAAGAUCACAAAUAUGCAGCAUGUCUAAUGCAGCAAGUGAGAUCUGCAACACUGAAAGAAGAUAGUAGUCAUCAUCCAGCCUCUUUGGCACCAUGUCCCCCUUUAGCUACAAGUCAUUGUACAGUGUCUUUGACCAAAUGCCCUCCGCCUCCAGUCAUUACUCCUUCAGUCACGAUCCACAAUCCUACACCUUUGUCCCAGUGCCCCCCUCCAAAGAUCACUCCUGGUCCAGCAUUUGUUAAAUGUUCUGGUAAAACAAAAACCAUAGAUCUCACUAAAGCCCCACAAGGACCCAAUCUUCAGAUACAUUUAAAACAGACAGAUUGCGACAAAAUCCAAGAAUUCACACACAGGACCACACUGCUGCUGCUUGACCUCACACAAGCAAACAUGCAGUUAUAUUAUAAAAACAAAAUUGCUUUUUAUAAAAAGAUUGAGCAAGACUUUAAAGUAAAUGGUUACAAUAUGACUAAUGAGAAACUUAGAAAAAAACUUGGUAACAUGAUUACCACGUAUAAAAGAGCUAAGGACCGGUGCCGAGCAACAGGGGAGGAAAAAAUAACUUGGGAGUACUACAAGCAAAUGGAGGAGUUAUUUGGUAAAUGUGGUGUUGGGAGUGCACCACCUGGCACAAUCUGCUCAAUUACUCUGUUCAAAACAUCCGUGACAACAGCUCCACAGUCUCUGAUACCAGCAUCAAGCUCAGAAGAACAUCUUCCUCCAAAUCAGCCUGGUCCCUCCACUGCUUUCCCCUUUAAAGAGAGACCCCAGAAGAGAGUUGGAAGCUUUUAUAUGAUGUUUAUGAGGCACAUGCAGAGAGAAGAACCGCUGCAUUAGAAGCAGCAGUGCAGCCUCACUUGGACUGUUGAAGAAGGCUCAAAGAAAAAAGAUGAAGGGUGUUUGAAAAGAAAACUCUAACCUGCCUUUCAGAAAUAGUUCAACAGCUAAAACAAAUCAACAAGUCGCAAGAAAUGAUAAUUGAGUUGUUAAAAAAAUAAAGCAUAAAUAUAAACCCA
Danio rerio (zebrafish) is the source of this 1219-nucleotide messenger RNA. Lineage: Eukaryota; Metazoa; Chordata; Actinopteri; Cypriniformes; Danionidae. The record is from RefSeq and is a predicted model, not a curated record.